CUUGUGACCUUGGAGGGUACUCCCGGUUUCGUUUGCCUACUGAUCGUUAAGAUAAUAUUUCUCCUUAAUUUAUAUGUUUGGCUUCCAACACUGUUUAUCAUCAUGGUCCAUCAACUGACGUGUUAUUUAUUACUUCCAAAGAGGCAGAAGAUCCAUUGGAAUAACCUUAUUUCUUACUAGACCCUAGUUACAUUGCAGUAAAAAUUUCAAGUGACCUGUUCUUUUCAAUCAAAUCUAGGCACAAUCUGCGUGACUAUAUCUUGCCAAAGUAGUUUUCAGGGUUAAUAUUAUCUGACUUUCUUCCUAAAAAGUUCGGAUCUCUAAUUCUCCUUAUUUCACGAUUGAUGGAUGUUAUGUGCUUCACGAAUUCUCCCUACCAGAUGAAGUAAACGGAAAUCCGACGUCCGUUGUUUACAUAUCUGGAAAUUAUAAAUCAGAUACUUCCUGAAAAUAUGGCCAAUGAAAUCUCUGGAGCACAGUCAUUAGACGAUUAUCACGUGUCUUUCGAUUCAUUUCAUUCAGGUGAAACUCCCAAAACAGCAUCUGACGCCACAAAGUUUUUUCUUAUUGAUGCAAAUGAAGUUCUAAAUACUCCAACUGCAAUAUCUAAGACUUCAAGUUCAGGGGGAUUGUUUUUUGCCGAUGAUUUUCACAAACGUCUACCUGUCCUCAACUCACUUCCAAAUGACCACCAUUCUUCAGUAGCAGUAGAAUGCGAACAUCCUAAUGCAACCGAUAAUACUGAGAAAACUGGUGUUCCACAUGCAAAUCCUGAGAUUUUACAAACAGAAAACUUGUUUAUACCCCAAUUUGGAUUAAAUCAGCAAUCAGAAGUUAACACAUCAGCUGGGUCGUCUGUGUUAUAUUUAAACCAUCUUUCUCCUGACAGUACUACAGCAAAAAUUGAUUCUGUGCCUGUUUCAUUGAAAUUGGAAUCAGGUGAUAAUACUGCAGCGUCUUUCCAAUCAGUUAUUACUAAAGCUGAUAAUAAUGCUACAGUUGGACUGAAUGAUUUGCCACUCUUAACUAGUGCAUUAUCAAAUCUUGAAAACACGUGCAUCACUGUUGAUCAGACGGCUGUUUCACAGUCGAAUUACCUGACAAAUAGAUCUACUACUACAACCGCCAGUCUACCGACGAUAUCUAGCGCUGUUAUCCUUAGUAAUGUUGGCCUUACACAAAAUCCUUGUUUGUCUGUUUCAGCAGACACUAAUCCUGUUUCCGGAAUAGCUUUUUCAGCUAGGAAUCAGCCUCCUUACAUACCAGCCCCACUUGUUCUUGGAAACGGGCUAACACUAACCACAUUGUUGACUGCUGAGAACAGCAGUGGUCUUCUAACACCUACAACUCCCAACACUGCUUUCUUGCCACUUCUUGCAUCCCCUGGUCCCGGAGGUUUUUAUACACCUGGAGUGUUAACUGGUCUAGCUAAUCCGACAGGUACGUUUUCAUUUCUAUCCCCCGUUCCUAACCUAUUGGCAAGUGGUAAUGCGGAAGCAGCUAAUAUUUCCAUCGGUGGGAGUUUCGCACAGACUUCUGUUACAGCGGAUACUAUAGUCAAGCAAGAACAUAUGUGCUUCACUGACACAGUAACAGUUGAUGAUGGUUUAAUCAAUACAACACAUAAAUCCGUUAUAAAUAAUCCUCCUGAAUGUGCACCUGAUACAACGGUUGUCACUGAAGAUGACGUUGGUGAUAAUGAGUAUUUAUCUAAAUCCACGCUGAAAGGUGCUGGUAUCUCAAGGAGGCGCAAAUCGACAACUCGUAAUAAGAGUCGAAUAGUUAGAGGAGAAUAUGGAGUUCAUUCUGAAAUAGAAAUUCAGGCAGGAAUAACAUCUAGUAUACCUGAAAGAAUAUCAGAAAAGCCUCACAAAUGCACUUCAUGUAACAAAUGCUUCUCACGAUCCGAUGAACUUACAAGACAUGCAAGAAUUCACACUGGUGCUAAACCUUUUAAGUGUGCUGAAUGUCAAAGGGAAUUUUCGCGUUCAGAUCAUCUAACUACACACAUGAGAACACACACUGGCGAACGACCAUUCGUUUGCGAUAUAUGUGGUCGCAGUUUUGCUCGUUCUGAUGAACGUAAGCGUCAUACAAAAGUGCAUCAAAAGAGUAAUCAAAAACUUCCUAACUGUGACUUGAAAGUGAAUGUAACUAAAAGUCCAAUAACUUCGACCUCUGAUCCUAAGACAAACUGUGGCGAGAAACGUAGCGUCUCACAAGCGACAAAAUGUUACGACACAGCUAAAAAUCCUCGUAAACUGAAAAUAGAUCUGGCAGAUAGCUCUACUUUUCAGUCUAAUCCUAUAAGUGUGGAAAAAGUAAGUGUACUUAACGAUGGAAUCAGUGUUAAUCAACCUGUCCCAGAACAAAGAUUACUUCUCGCUACUUGUGAUUCUCAUCCCGGGCAGCUUACUUUACAUGCUUUCCCUAGUGCUACAGGUUUAGGUGGUUCCAGUGUCAUAUCGCCCCACUCGCAAUUAGUCUUUGCAGCUUUGCCUUCUAUGUCACUCUCCGCAGUUCCUAUUUUGAGUCAAGUUAACACUGAGAUUGCAAACACUUUCAAUCUUGCCACCGGAACAUUUGCUACACAACCUCAUGGUCACUUUUUGGCAGUGUCAUCGACACCACUGUCGAGCUGUAUUUCUAAUUCUUCAACUGAAGGUAAUAUAGUGGUAUCGCAGAACCAAUCUGUUUCUUCAGUCUCCCCAAGCUUUGCGUUAUUAUCUACCAUCCCAUCACAGCAUCAAAAUGAAAUGAGCACAGAAUGUGUGCAUGGUACUUCCAUGAACAAUGUGAUAUCAUCGACGUGCAUCACAACACCGACCAUGCCGAAUUGUUACACUAUCCGUGCUUCACUUUUUCCCCAACCAGUUCAAACAUAUCCUUCCGGAUUUCACCAUUCUCAAACUUCGCCCUAUUUCACUGCUAUAGCCUGUUCUCCGGACGGCCUGACUGCUAAUCAAGCUGGCGCAUUUUUCGCUCCUAUGAUAGCUCCCACUCAGUUACCCGCUAAUACGACUGUUUCAGGCACCGAUCUCCCUACCAGCUUCCAUCCAGCACAAGCUAAUCUUCAGCCGGAAUUUGUAGCUACAGCUGAUGGUGUUUCUCCUACCAGUUUACUUACAGGCACCCCAACAUGUAUUUUUAUUACUCCGAAUCCGUAAGAUAAUUCGCUUCGUUUUUAUGCUUCAUUAGCUUCGAUUUCUUUACUGUCUUGUAACUGUUCUACACUCAUCAAUAAUAUCUAUUCUCUUGCUGUUUAUGUAUUCUGUUGUUUACUAAAUCUGUGAUUUCGGUUCACAACUUUGAGUGUCUAUGUAGGGCUGUGUCACAUUUAUUUCGUUAUAUUUUCUGCAUGCUGAUUUUGCAGAAACAAGUGAAUACCGUUUUUCCUUAACUUGACUUUUGAUGUGUAAACAAUUGUAAAUGAUGCUCAGAUGAAUUUUCUAUUGGUAAACAUAUACUCUAACGUAUUGAUUCUAUGAAGUCAAGUACCCAAUGUUUUUAUCUACCUGUCAGGUUUUUUGGUUCACAACGAAGUUUUCUGUACAAUUAGUUUUGUUUGUGUUUAUGCAUGCUUAUCUAAAACUAUUUCAUAUUUUAACUUGUAAAUGUUUCUUUUUUUGAACGACCUCACUUUUAUUGUUCACGAAUUGUGUUUCUAUAUAGCAAUAAGUUAUUUUUCAUUCUUAAUUCCACAGAUAUUAUUUAAACUAGUAUUUAACGUGAGCAAGACUUAGUUUAUUAUCUCCUAUAGAAGCGCCCCUUGUAUUUCUUGAUAUAUGUACACCUACUUAACGUUUUACACCCUAUUGUCCUGUCAAUGUUUUUUUUAUUGUUACCAUUAUUCAUUUUGAGAAUACAAAUGCUUUUUAAUUUCAGUAUAUAAUAUCAAGCACUUCAACACAAGUUUUUCUUUUAAUCAUUUUACAGUAUUAUCUUAUAAUUCGGUAAUGCAUUGAGUUUUGUGCGUACAUACAUAACUGAUAUCAUGUAUACCCUUUCUUACCUUUUAAAAACAUAAAUCUUCAGAUUAUUUAGGACUUACUGGAUACGUUGUAAAAAAGAGCUUUAGUAUCGAUCAGUUUACAUAGUUGAUUGUUUCUCUGGAAAUUAAAGUACUUACGAAAUGAAAAUUCGAUUCAAAUUAUUGGAUUCUGUUGUCAUUUGUCUUAAAUCUCGUUUAUGGUACACAUCACGUAAAACCUAUUGUCUAGUGAUAUGAACCAGUGUUUACCGAGAUACAAGUACUGAAUUAAUUAAUAUUUGAAUCCGCUCAUAAUCUAAAAUGGUUUUACUAAUGGUGGCUUUUUCAAUGACAGACUUUAAAUUUCACACUCUGUGCUACUAUUCAUCGUAAUCAACCAGCAUUUCCUUUUCUAAAGUGUCAAUUAUAAUUUUAUUUGAAUCCCGUCCAAGUUAGUCUAUAUUUUAAAAAUAAAACUACGUCUAAGCUUUUUUUUGUGAAGUUAAAUUUCGUUUGAUACAUAAUCAUAACAUUUUAUUUUUAUAUCAAUAUGUAACAGAUAAGACUUUUACCAUAAUACUCUGUAGUUAAUUAAAUAAAUAGAAAAUUAGGAUUCUUCAUUGAUGUAUGGUGGAUAUGGAGAAAUCAUAUUUCGUUCAACGGCAAUAGACAAGGCUGUUCGAAAUAAUUGUUCUGGUCUUGAGAAUAAAUUAUGAGAGUAAAACAUGACUAGGAAUUUUUGACAGCCUCUGACUGUACCGCUUGUAUGAUAAAUGUCGAUUACCGAUUUCCUUUUUUGUCCAUCUGUUAAAUAAAUUAAAACGUAUUUCAAUGUUUUAUUUAUUUAUAUAUAAACUAGUUUAAAUAAG
Molecule: messenger RNA, 4839 nt
Organism: Schistosoma curassoni
Lineage: Eukaryota; Metazoa; Platyhelminthes; Trematoda; Strigeidida; Schistosomatidae
Source: the annotation of a GenBank genome assembly